Salvelinus sp. IW2-2015 is the source of this 3598-nucleotide messenger RNA. RefSeq names its product diacylglycerol kinase delta-like. Gene Ontology annotation, molecular function: protein homodimerization activity; protein heterodimerization activity; ATP-dependent diacylglycerol kinase activity. NCBI's taxonomy places the organism in Eukaryota, Metazoa, Chordata, Actinopteri, Salmoniformes, Salmonidae. The record is from RefSeq and is a predicted model, not a curated record. Gene Ontology annotation, biological process: diacylglycerol metabolic process; intracellular signal transduction; lipid phosphorylation.
AUCAUCACUCCGUGUCGUCGGCUGAUUCUGUGUGCGGACAACAGGAAAGAGAUGGAGGACUGGAUGGCAGCCCUGAAGAGUGUUCAGAACAGAGAACACUUUGAGUCCACCCAGUAUAGCAUGGAUCACUUCUCUGGGAUGCAUAACUGGUACGCCUGCUCCCACGCCCGCCCCACUUACUGCAACGUGUGCCGCGAGGCCCUCUCCGGAGUCACCUCGCACGGGCUGUCCUGUGCAGUGUGUAAGUUCAAGGCCCAUAAACGCUGUGCUGUCCGAGCCACCAACAACUGCAAGUGGACUACUCUGGCAUCCAUUGGGAAGGACAUCAUCGAAGAUGAGGAUGGGAUCUCUAUGCCUCACCAGUGGCUGGAGGGCAACCUGCCGGUCAGUGCUAAGUGUACAGUGUGUGAUAAGACGUGUGGCAGUGUGCUCCGACUGCAGGAUUGGCGCUGCCUCUGGUGCAAGGCCAUGGUGCACACGGUGUGUAAGGAGCAGCUGUCCACUAAGUGUCCCUUGGGGCAGUGUAAGGUGUCGGUCAUCCCCCCCACAGCCCUCAACAGCAUCGACUCCGACGGGUUCUGGAAGGCCACCUGCCCGCCCUCCUGCACCAGCCCUCUCCUGGUGUUCGUCAACAGUAAGAGCGGCGACAACCAGGGCAUCAAGUUCCUGCGCCGCUUUAAACAGCUGCUCAACCCCGCCCAAGUCUUUGACCUCAUGAACGGGGGGCCGCAUCUCGGUUUGCGUCUCUUCCAGAAGUUUGACACGUUCCGGAUCCUAGUGUGUGGGGGUGAUGGCAGCGUGGGCUGGGUUCUCUCUGAGAUCGACACUCUGACGCUCCACAAACAAUGCCAGCUGGGUGUUCUGCCCCUGGGGACAGGAAAUGACCUUGCCCGCGUCCUGGGCUGGGGCUCAGCCUGCGACGAUGACGCACAGCUGCCUCAAAUACUGGAGAAGCUUGAGAGGGCCAGCACCAAGAUGCUUGACAGGUGGAGUAUUAUGGUGUACGAGACCAAGUUCCCGCGACAACAUUCCAGCUCCACGGUGACAGAGGAUUGCAGCGACAACUCUGAGGUGCAACAGAUUCUGACCUACGAGGACUCUGUGGCGGCCCACUUGUCCAUGAUCCUGUCUUCAGAUCAGCACUCAGUGGUCAUCUCCUCGGCUAAGGUACUGUGUGAGACAGUGAAAGACUUUGUGGCUCGAGUGGGGAAGGCCUACGAGAAGAACAAGGAGCGCUCCGAGGAGUCAGAGGCUAUGGCCGAGAAGUGUGGAGUUCUGAAGGAGAAGCUGGACUCGCUGCUGAAGACUCUCAACGAGGAGGCGCAGGUGUCUACUACGAUGCCUGCCCCUCCUCCUACCAUCGCUGAGGAGCAGGAGGAGGGCGAGGGGGUUCUGGUGCCAUCGCCCGCUGCCCCCCCGUGCUCUCCCAGGCCCCUGACGGCCAUCUUUAAACCCAGGGAACAGCUGAUGCUGAGAGCCAACAGCCUGAAGAAAGCCAUCAGGCAGAUCAUCGAGCACACUGAGAAAGCGGUGGACGAGCAGAAUGCCCAGACUCAGGAGGCUUUUGCUCUGGGGGCAGAGGAGGAGGAGGAGGAAGAGCAAGUCAAGCUGUUUUUGCAGUCGUCCUACAGUGGGAAUGCCUGUAACAGCACCAGGAGCCAUCCAGUCCGCAGAGUGUCCAAGACUCCUUGUGAAAAGCUCAUCAACAAAGGAAGCCUGUCACUGGGCAGCUCUGCGUCACUUCCUGCCCAGACAGGAAGUCGAGAGAGCAUGCCAAUGCUCAACACCAAGAUCCUCUACCCAAGUUUCAGGGCUGGUAUCUCUGGCUCCCUCUCCAGCAGUUCGGUCAUCAGCAAACUGCUGGUCAACGCUGACUCCUUCAGCUGUGACCCAGAGACCUUUGACUGCUACACUGAGAAAUGUGUGAUGAACAACUACUUUGGGAUCGGCCUGGAUGCUAAGAUCUCACUGGACUUCAACAAUAAGCGGGACGAGCAUCCCGAGAAGUGCAGGAGUCGCACCAAAAACAUGAUGUGGUACGGGGUUCUGGGCACCAAGGAGCUGCUGCAUCGCACCUACAAGAACCUAGAGCAGAAGGUACUGCUGGAGUGUGACGGGAGGCCUAUCCCCCUCCCCAGCCUGCAGGGCAUAGCCGUCCUGAACAUCCCCAGCUAUGCAGGCGGCACCAACUUCUGGGGCGGGACUAAAGAGGAUGAUACGUUCACGGCGCCAUCUUUUGACGAUAAGAUCCUGGAGGUGGUGGCGGUGUUUGGCAGCAUUCAAAUGGCUGUGUCCAGAGUCAUCAACCUGCAGCACCACCGUAUCGCACAGUGUCGUACAGUGAAGAUCACCAUCCUCGGGGAUGAGGGCGUGCCGGUGCAGGUGGACGGAGAGGCCUGGGUCCAGCCCCCGGGGUACAUCAAAAUUAUCCACAAGAACCGCACUCAGACUCUCACCAGAGACAGAGCUUUUGAGAGCACACUGAAGUCAUGGGAAGACAAGCAGAGGUGCGAGUUCCCCCGUCCGCUGCCCCAGUAUGCAUUGCAGCCAGAGAUCGUAUCCGAGGAAGAAGCCUCCCAGAUCAACCUGUUUGGCCAGGCGGCCGGCGCUCUCAUCCACAGUAUCCGAGAGAUCGCCCAGUCCCACCACAGUAUGGAGCAGGAGCUGGCCCAUGCCGUCAACGCAAGCUCAAAGGCCAUGGACGUGGUCUACGCCAAUUCCAAGAGCACAGAGGGUCUGAACUGCAGUGUUGUGGUUCAGAUGGUCAGCAACGUCAAGGCCCUUCACAGUGAGACAGAUCUGCUACUGGCAGGCAAGAUGUGCCUGCAGUUGGACCCUCCACAGAAGGAGCAGUUGACUGAAGCCCUGGGCACUGUGGCUCAGCAGCUACGCAGACUGUCAGACAUACCCUGGCUGUGUCAGCUCAUCGAACCUGGGGAUGAUGAGGGACACCUGGCUGAUUUCUCCAAGCGUAGCCGCAGUGCCAAGUUUUGUCUCGUCCCCAAGUUCAAGAAGGACAAAAACAACAAGAACAAGGAGGCCUGUGCCACUCUCACACUGCCAGUGCACCAGUGGGGCACAGAGGAGGUAGCCGCCUGGCUGGAGCUCAUCUGUCUCACCGAGUACAAGGAGAUCUUUAUUGGGCACGACGUGCGCGGCGCCGAGCUGCUGCACCUGGAGAGGAGGGACCUCAAGGACUUGGGGGUGACGAAGGUUGGCCACAUGAAGCGUAUCCUCCAGGGUAUCAGAGUGUUGAGUCGCAGCAGCAGCACUGCCAGCGAAGCCUAGGCUCUCUCCAGUACGUCUGUGUGUGCUGCACCAGACCCUCUACCCAAACUGACUGUACCCAGCCGCGGUGAACAGCUUGAACGCAAUGGGACCAACAACUCACUUACCUUAACCUCUAUACACUCAAAUAUGGAUUUGAGUUUAGUCAACCAAUCAGAUUAAACACAGUGCCUUUCUUCACUCUCCACCUCGGCAGCGUCCGGGAGCAACCAACUGAACUGCAAACGGGAGGCCAAACCACUAUUUUAUUUUAUAUUUUUUAAUGAACCUUUAUUUAACUAGGCAAGUCAGUUAAGAACAAAUUCUUAUU